This is a messenger RNA of Astrephomene gubernaculifera, 8384 nucleotides long. The record is from the annotation of a GenBank genome assembly. NCBI's taxonomy places the organism in Eukaryota, Viridiplantae, Chlorophyta, Chlorophyceae, Chlamydomonadales, Astrephomenaceae.
GCUUUACAAGGUGUGCCCAAGCCACACGGAAUGCGUGCAUAGUCGCCUCAAAAACCAACGUGUGCUUGCAUCGUCAGUCAUACGAGCGCGAAGGCCCCCACAGUAAGGGGCACAGCUUACCUUGUCUCACACUGUAUAAUAGUCUAUUAAUUUAAUGUUCGGACGGCAGCGGUCACCGGCAGCGUCCUUGGUGACCCUUCCUGCGGAUGUGGACCUGGUCGCGUCAUUACCUGAUAGGGCUGGCAAGGACGCCGACCGCAACAUGUCAUCAUCACUUAAAAAGCGGCUGCUUCUUGGGCUUGGAAAGCUGAAAAUGCUUAAAGGUUUGAAAGCAUAUGCUCAAGGCGGCAUGGCAUUCGUAGGGCUUUUGGCUCGCCGCUUUAAGCUUGUCAGGCUUUCUUUCCAUGCAGGCGCCCCGAAAAACGCAGAUAAGAUGAUUGUUGAUACAGGCUGUGGCGCUUCCUUAUUGUCUAACGUUCCUGAGCGACAGCUAACCCAGCCAUCACUCGUUGCUGAUGGCGCGAGUCCAAGCGCACCGGGCCAGGACAGCACCGUCGUGCACGGAGAUAUUGAGAGUCUCCUUAAGCAUUGUCAGCACCAGUCGGACACGCUAACGGGCUCGCUCGGCGAGGUGCCCGUGGUAACGCUGGAGGGUCUCCGUGACACCUUGGAUUCCUCACCGUACGCUGUUGUCGUACUUCAGGUGGGUGAGGACCCCGACCCGCACGGCGAGGACACCCCGCCAGAAGCCUUGGCGGCCGGCACCACCAUCACACACUGCAGCCGCGAACUGCCCAAGAUCGUCCAGGAGCGCAUCACGGCUCAGGGCCUCACCUCCACGCCCCGCGGCAAGGUCACCUACCUGCAUGCGAACACAGAAGACACCUCCACAGCCCAGGCCGCCAGCGGUGUUAAUGGGGCGGGGGUCAGCCCGCAGCGCUCAGCCGGGCUGCCCAGGAUGCUGUUGUGCAGGGCAGGCGUGAAACCCACGGCGGCCUUCGUUGAAAGGUUGUCCCGUAGGGAAUCAUCGUCUGCAGCGUUGGCGGCUGCGCGCCUUGUUGGGCGUGCGUCGGGUACGGCGGGCAGCGUGGGUGGUUGGGCCAGCGGCAGCAGCAGGGCACAUCCAAAGCCCGCGAUGCUGCGACCUACGAAAAGCGCAGCCCCCACGGAUAGUGAUAUUUUCGGAGCGGGUGGUGUUGCCGACAUGGCACCGUCUCUCGCGUCCUCUUACUCCGUGCCAGCUGGCUGGGGCAAGCCCAUGGCCGGCGGUGACGAUAGAGAUGAUAACGUGGCGGGUAGUGUAGACAGCGUAGACCCGGUCCAGCAGGAAGCACUGCUGAUGACCCGCGGGUCGCAAAGGGCUGGGAGCUCCAGCAGGGCAGGUGCUCCAGCGCUUGUGGCGGCGUUGGGCGCACGCCACGACGAGGAAAUGGGUGGAAAUGGUGAGGCGGAACUGGAUGGCGGAGUGAGGACCUCUGUGUUUCCAAUGCUCCUCACCGCUGACCCGCCGGGUACCAUGAUACAUGCCCCUGUUACGUCACCAGCAAUGAACGGCCAGCCUUCUGAGCAGGCCUCGACCAUGUCACCAACACCCAAACCAGCAAUGACAGGCGCACCAGCAAGUACUGGCGCGGUUGCCGCUUCCACCGGAGCAGCAGAGGCCGCAGCGCAGCUGGGCGCCCUUUCUGCACUUGACGUUCGCAGCGGCUACAGCAGCGGCUACAGCAACCGGGGCGGCAGCUGUGACGGAGUCGACACGGGCCUCACAGGCUAUCUAGCCAUGGAGCCCUGCAUCCUGCCCAUCACGCCUUUCGCUUCUGGACUGCUGCCACCUGCCGUAGGCGCAAUCGCACAGGCCGCGCGCCAGUCUGCAACCGGCGGCUCCAACAGCAGCCCCCUAACCAUUCUACACGACACUGACGGCUUUCUGCAACGUCAGCGCAUGUCACCGCUGCCAACUAGCGGCGCAGUGCUGUCGGCACCCGCUGCCACCAUGACCACCAUCGCUGUCCCAUCUACAAGCAGCGUUCCGCCGACAACAACCGCUGCCAUUACCUUCACCGCUGCUGCUACUGAGGUUGAGCAGAGCGUUGUUGCAGUCAUGGAGUUGGCCGAGGAAGAAGCCGGCAUGCAAGGUGAUCACGGCGAGGAGAAAGAGGCAGGAGGGCAACAUCAGCAGGCAAUGGAGGAUGUGCCGGGUUUGGAGCCAGUUUUCAUUAGUGCCGCCACCGCUGCCACUUUGUUGGGCGCUGACAGCGAGACGCCAGUGCCGAUGAUGACUGCCUCCCUACAACAACAACAACAACAGCAGCAAAGCCUGAAGCUUCGGUCGGUCUUGUACGACAUGCUGGGCGGCAAUCCCUCCCUACAGCUCAUCCUGGAGGACUUGAUCCGCUGUGCAAGAUCAGGACGGUCCGCCGUACAUGAACAGCUGGUGGUGUGGCCGCGGGGUUGCUGCCGGGACGGCAGCAACACUGCUGAUGCCUGUGAUGCCAGCUUCGACAGUAGUGCCGCUGCUGGCGCUAGCUACACUGAGCACGAUCCCAAGCAGCACAGGCAUCUGCACGACCCACUGGUUGACUUUCUGCUGCUUCGAGUCACCACAUGCUUUGUGGAUGGACUUGGGGGAGGCGGAGACCGGCAGCAGCUGCAGCAGCCGCAGCUCCCGGCGGGUGCUCCGCCUCCUGCGGCUGCACUCGAGAGCAGCAUGGGUUGCCUGCGCCGUGCGGUGCUGCAGCGACAGCAGCAACAAUGGCAGGCUUGUCCGCCCCGCAUGCCUGCUCUCUUCAUGUGGUUUAUCAGGCCACUUUCAAGCGGGGGGCCGCCUGCUGCUAGCGUUUUGCCAGGCCAGAUUGCCGCAGCGGCGCAUGCCUUGCCGCUUAGCAACCUAGAAGGUGCCACCCCCACCCCAACCACUGCUGGGCUGCAACUGCCGCUCGGCUGCAACUCCUCCUUGCCAGCCACCAAGCAGCAACAAGAGCGGCCGCCACCGCAGCAGCAUCAGAACCCCUCCGGCCGGCUCAAAUCCGCUAGCCUGAGGUACCUACGCCGGCAUGCCAGCACUCGGCUCCUCAGCAGCAGCAAUGCUAGCGAUCCGACAGCCCCAAGCCCGGCAGCAGCAGGGAGGCACUCGUCAGCAGCUGCGGGGGAUACCGGUAUGUCGCAGCCGACCAAGGGCAGCGCCGCCAUUACCUUCACCGCCUCAGCCGCCUCCGUGGCUUGCAGUCCACCUGCUAAUACUAACGAGCCGGUUCAGUUUUGGCCACUUUCGCCAAAAUCGCCACCACUGACCCGUGGGUCAGCGCCCCCCUGGCUGCCCCGUCUAAUGAGGCCUGAGGCCGACGGGAGCGGAGCCGAACCGGUGGCUUCUGCUGUGCUGCCAUCAUCACCGCCUGCAGAAUCCGGUGAUCAGCCGCCAUUGCCGUCCGUGUUUCAGCCUUCACAGCCCGCACCAAGACUUGCAGAUGAUGUCUUAGCAGCAGCAGCGGCCCCACAGGUUCCAUAUGCCCAGGAGGCUGCGAUGGAUGCCUUGUGCUCUGGCAUGCGGCUGAAUCAGACGCUGCUGUCGCACUUGCCAAUGGCGGUGACGGUGCUGUCUCUGGAUGGCAGGGUGUCUUACCAGAACGGCCGGUCUGUGGCCUACAUGGGGUACGCGGUCAGCACCCAAGCAAGCAAAAGCCCCCGCCAAUUCGUUGCUGACAUCUUGCACCCUGAGCAUGUACUUCACCGGAUAUUUGCGUACGACAAGCCCGCUUUGGACAGCAUGUGGGAAUCCGUACACAGCGGCAAGACGUGGAGCGGCCUAGUCUGCAUGCCCACCCACCUCCACAUAACCGACACAGCCACGGAGGCCACGCCAGCGGUCACAGCAGCCACGCCCUCAGCAGCAGCUCCCCGACCCCCGUCCCAGUUCCGGUCGCAGUCGCAGCCGCAAGCUCCGCAGUCACAGCUGCGUCUCCAGCCUCCUCACUGCAACCUACAAGCAGCCCUGCUGACGACACAACAGCUAUUAAGCCACCAAGUCAGCAACGGCGACAACGCUGCUGGUGCUGCUGCCGCUGCCACUACUGGGACAAUCCUCAUCCGUCCCGCGGGCACCACUACCGGGACUGCUGUUCCUGCUCCCUCGCAUUCGGUUGCCAACUCCCUCGCGAGCAGUCGAAACUCUGACUUUGCCGACCUUUUCAACAGCCAUACUGAGGGCUCCGCUGGCGCAACCGCCAGCAGCGCCUUGCACAUGCUCCGGAACCCUUCUGGAGGCCGCGUGCUGUCGUCUGUUCUGGAAACAGACGCCGCCUGCGGUGGCGGCAGCAGCAGCACCGCUAACGGCGGCGGUGGUGGCAGCAGCCAUCCCAGUCCUCCGGUCCUGUCGCUGCCAACCACCUCAUCCCUGCCUUCUUCUCAACAACAGCAGACGACCACAGCACACCCGCUGAUCCCCCGGCCCGAGCGACGUCGGCGGGUUCCCGUCCACCGCUCAAACAGCCUGGCACAGACUGAGUUUGCACUGGACGGCAGCUGCAGAGCCAUGCGGCUGGCAGCGUCUGCAGCCUCACAGGGCCUGCUGCUCGGCCCCAGCCCUGGAUCCUCGCUAAGCUUUGUCGGCAGUGGGGGGUUCAGCUGUGGAGUUGUCGGUGGCGCAAUCGGUGACAGCGGCUCACAUUGCCCUGUUGGAGGGCUAGCGGGGCGCUGGUCGGUUCAUUGUGACGGGUCAAUUGGUGAGGUGCCCAGGACGCUAGUGCCAGCAGCCAUGGCACCGAAACCGAGGGCGGUGGCGGCGGUGGAGAAGAUUGUGGUUCCGGAGCUCUCAGCCAGGGUCAUGCAGUUCGUGGAGCCGAGUUCCCGCAGCUGCACGCUGACGUCAUCAUGGGACAUGGGCCCGCCUCGUAAUGCACAGCAGCGUCAAGUGGGCAGCAGCAGCUCGCAUGCACUUGAAGAAACGCUUGCACAUGCAGAGGCAUGGAUGGAGGCCUCUGCCCGGGGUGAGGCAGGCGUUGAGAUGGCAACGGCAGCAGCAGCAGUACAGGAGGAGGAAUUGACGUUCAGACCCGCUGCCAGUGCCGCUGCUGCUGCUACCACUGCUGCUAAGGCAACCAGCUGCGCCAAUAACCAGCCCCCGCCGCCGUCGCACUCGUACAUUGCUGAGGCAGGGCAGUGCUGUUGGAUGGAGAUCCAGGCGAGCUUGGUGACAGAUCCAGUUACGUCGGAGCGGCAGCUAGUUUUGUUUAGUCAUGACGUGACGUCGUACGUACAAGCGGAGCUGGAAGUACGGCAAGUGCUGGAUGCAGAGCACCGCAUCCUGGAGGAGUGCUUCCCGCGUCACGUCCUAGAGGCCAUGACAGCUGACAUGCGCCGGUCGAGCAUUCUCAACGCCGCAGCCACCAAGCCCAGCACCAGCACAAUCGACGGGGCUGGAGGCGACAGCAGCAAAGGCUGUGGUACGCGCGGGCUCUGGGCUGACGGCGUCACCGUGGAUGAAAGCCAUGCUCAUCAUCUGGCGGGAUCCCCAACCUUUACGAACAUCUGCAGCAGGCGUGCUGACGGUGAUGGUGCCGCUGCUGGUUCAACAAGGAUGCCAACUGAUGCUAGCAGCAGCCACGGUAAGGCAAUCAGCGACAGCACUGCUGCUGGCGCCGGCGGUGACGGCAAUGCAGCAUCCGCCAGUAGUGCUGCUGCCAAUGCACAUGGUUUUAUCAUUGAUGGCAGCAUCUCAGCCUUAUACGACAGUGUGAGCAGCGCGCUGGGGAGCUUAGCUACCGUAUUCGUCCCUAGCACCGUCGUCCCUAUCACUCAAGGCUCUACUACCGUCCAACCGAAGGCGGAACAGCCCGAUGAACCAACCGAAAGCGAGGGCUUCAGCAGUACGAACGCGUUAGCUCUCGCGCUACAGCAGCCUCCCUGCUCCGCCACCUUGCCGCACCCAUCAUCAGGUGCAUACGCCAGCAAGUUUAGUAACUGCCCGGCAGCCACGCCUGUCAUGUGCGAUGGAUGGGAUGGUGGGUGCAGCACGGGCUGCCGCUGCAGCCAAGCAGUACUUUCUCCACGCCGUGUGUUGCAAUCAGCAGCAGCCGAGGGUGACACGACGUGCACGCACGGCAGCAGCAGGACGGAGGCGGCAGUCUUGAAGCAGACGCAGCUGCUGCAACCACACGAGGAGUCUGUUCCCGCCAGGAGUGCUGCAGCUGCAUUCAACGCAAGCUUUGUCGGCCAUGGGACCGCAGGAUUUGGUUCCAUUGGAGGCGCCGCCUGUGGUGUUUGUAAGGUGCAGGGCAUAAGCAACGACAUUGCUCCUACCUUUGCUGGCGCUGCUACCUCCGAUGCCGCCACUGUUGGCACAGCCGCUACAGACGCUACUACUGCAAGUGCGGCUGCUGCUACAGCUGCUCUCGAUCGCCCGCUGGAAACGCCAUCACCGCCUUUGUCACGCAUCCAGCAACUCCUCGACGCACCCGGUGGCAGCAGCGAAGUUGCAUCCAUGAUAUCCCCACUCCCAACAUUUGCCCCUCCCUCUCCCGACCUUCAUGGUGGCGCUAUCAUGCCGGCAGUGCCCUUUCAAACAGCCGCGGCUGCCGGCCGAAACCUACACCGCAGCGGCAUGGGUGACGGCCGCCAAAGCAGCAACUGCUGCUUGCACAUGACAGAUAACAAGGAGCCGAGUGACGGAGGCGGCAGUACCUCUGCAGUCGCCGCGCUAUCAGCAGCAUCAGGCAGUUGCCUGCCCAUUCAUCAGCGCAGCCCCGCGACGCUCAACAUGAGGCCCAGCAGCCUCCCGCCCGGUGUUGGUUCUCAACAUGUGCAAUACCCUUGCUCCGCCGACUCAUCGCCUUCCUGCCGUGUGGGCAGCUUGAGUGAGAUGCAGCAGUACAUGGCUCGAGCCCAUGAUGAGGUGACGGUGCUGUUUGCAGACAUCGUGUCCUUCACCACCAUGUGCGGUCAGGUGGCUCCCCACCAAGUGAUGGCGCUGCUCAACGACCUCUUCACGCUCUUCGAUGCGCUUGUGGAGAGGCACAAGGUGUACAAGGUGGAGACAGUAGGAGAUUGCUACAUGGUGUGCGGCGGACUGGUGGAAGAGGAUGCAGAGGGUUUCAGGUGUGUCAAGCAGGGGGUGGACCCGCUACACGCGCAGAAGGUCCUCGCCUUCGCGACCGACAUGCUGGCCGCCGCCCGCACCGUGCAGCUGCCCAGCAGCGGACUGCCGGUGCGGCUGCGUGUGGGGCUGCACAGCGGCCCCGUCAUGAGCGGUGUGGUGGGGCGCAAGAUGCCCCGGUUCUGCCUGUUCGGAGACACAGUCAACGUGGCAAGCCGCAUGGAGUCUACUGGUGUGCCAGGUGCCAUCCACGUCAGCGCACGCACGCGAGACCUGCUGGGCCCCUUGAAACAGGCCUUCCAGCCGCGGGGCGAGGUGACUGUGAAGGGGAAGGGCUCCAUGUUCACAUACCUGUACGACCCAUGGGGCUGCGGCGCCCCUCAGCAACAAGCUGCUGGAGGGAUGGACGGCGGGGCGGUGGCGUGAAGCAAGACACGUUCCCUGGUACCUUGGGUGGGUGUUGGGUGCAGGAGGCGCUCGCUCGCACGCAGUACGUGCGUUGCAUGCGGCUUUUAUGUUGGUAUUUCGUGUGUUGAGUCGUUACUACUCCAUAACAUACUAUAAGUGUUACAUACCGAAAGAGUUAGCGCGUACAUGCAUGUGAGAGGAGAGUGAAUACGCCGAAGGAGAGUACGCCAAUGUUAUUGCCCCGUGACGGCUUCAGAUAUGUCUGUCCGCGGCCGACCCUAUGCUAAAUUAUCCGUUGAUGUGACUGCUCGCCGUUGUCUUAAGGGCAUUCAUGUGUACCGGUAUAGAUGACCAAAUGUUGCAUGGCUGAAGGUGACAUUCAUUUUGCAAGUCCGGCUAUGUGCAGCCGGUACUGGUAUUGAUGGGCCAUUAAUUUAUUGAUCUGGGAUGCCGAGUUAAGCGUUCUGAUUUAUAUUUCAUCUGCCUGUAGCGUCUCGGGAUCAGUUCCCUUGUGUAUUCUGUACCUGGUUUACAUUGUACUAUGCUACAUGCCUCGCGGGAAAGGCACUGGGUGAAACAUGAUGUGGCUGGAUUCUUAUUGUGUUAUCAGUAUCGACGUCUUGCGCUUGAUCGCGCUGUUUACGUCUAUGUAUGAGUGUUUUGGGGUUUUUGCAUGUGUGAACCCUGGUGGUCGGGCCAACCGUGAUAACGGUGUGAUUAAGUUGCAGAGCGACCCGUGGGUCAGCGCCUCUAGCGCAUAGGCACUUCUGGCAUAGGCGAUAAAUCCAUGGCUUUGUGCGCUGUUGCCCGGCUAUUGGUUUAUCAACUGAACCGGGCAGCUGCAGUGAGCACUAGGCUGUAGUGGCGCAGAAGCAUAUCAAAUGUGGGC